Drosophila willistoni is the source of this 2359-nucleotide messenger RNA. Its product is annotated as protein sister of odd and bowel. The coding region runs from base 487 to 2172 and encodes 561 amino acids. The transcript is spliced from 3 exons. Gene Ontology annotation, molecular function: RNA polymerase II cis-regulatory region sequence-specific DNA binding; DNA-binding transcription activator activity, RNA polymerase II-specific. The record is from RefSeq and is a predicted model, not a curated record. NCBI's taxonomy places the organism in Eukaryota, Metazoa, Arthropoda, Insecta, Diptera, Drosophilidae. Gene Ontology annotation, cellular component: nucleus. Gene Ontology annotation, biological process: regulation of transcription by RNA polymerase II.
AAUUUAUUCAUUUCCUUAAAUCUACUAGUUUGAAUUCAAAAUCGAAUGAUAUUAAAUUACUUAGAGGGGUUUCCCCAAGCAAGCUUUUAAAUAACGCCAACGGCUUAUUGCUGAUCUAAGAAACCUUUAUAGUCUAAUAAAAAGAUGAUUCUUAUGGGUUUCUGGAAUUUCUGUAGUACGUCAUUCGAAGCACAAAGGCCCCGAAAAGCAGUUGUCACUCUCAAUUUCAUUCACAAUCGAAUAAGCGAAAUAAUAGAAAGAAACAUCUUUUUGCCACCUAUUGAUCAACAAGCUUAUGCUUGAGUAUCUCAAAGACCUUCAUUAAAAUACUUAAUUGUACAUAAAACCGGUCGACGACUAUUUAAAAUAUCGAAAGCAACUUUAACAAAAGAUCUUAUCGUAGCAACGAGAACGACAGCAAUAGCAACAGCAACAGCAACGACGACAGCAACAGCAAUUGCAGCCAGAACAAGAGUUAACACAGUUAUGAGAGAGAAAGACCACUCACCAAGAAAGAUGCUUCCUAGCCCGAAACAGGGCUGUGUUUACCCUGCCUUAGGAUUAAUACCCACAUCGUAUAUAUCACAUGUACCUUAUGAUUUGUCAGCAGCAUCAGCGACCACAGCAACAUCGUCGAUGCUCAGCAACACGACAACAACAACGACAACAACAGCAUCAGCAGCAACCAGACAACAGAAAGCCAAACGAAGGAGUAGCUAUGAUCAACCACUGGAUUUACGUUUGGCCCACAAACGAAAAACGGAUAUGGGCGGAUCGGACACGGAUACGGAGAAACUGGACAAAGAGGCGGCAAGUCCCAUGGAAGAUGAAAAUAGUAAUCUGAUAAUGUUUGCCGCCGCUGCCCAACAGAAGGAUAAGGAAAUGAAUAACAAUCAUAUAGCUGCCUCUUUGGCCGAUUUGGGAUUCGAUAUGAGUCGCAAGAUGUUGCGAGCUCUGCGCGAGGGAGCAGCAGUGGCGGCAGCGGCCACAGCAACCCUCGGAAGUGGAGCUGCAUCCUUACCCUCCGGUCCGCCAGUUGUGAAUCCUACACUCUUAGAGGCCAUGACCAAGACAUUGCCUUUGCAAUAUCGAAAUGUUUUUGCACCCGCAACGUUAAGUCCCGGCCCAGGGGGAGGAGGAGGAGGAGGUCCAGGCGGAGAUUUUCCCUUUCGGCAUGCACUCAAAAAAUGUGAAUUAUCGUGGCCGCCAACGAAUGAGCAACUGCAAGCAAAUGUCAAUACUGCCAUUAGCAGUAAGCCCAGCCCCCUGACGGGGCAUACACAACUGCAGGAUUUCCAGAGUCGUCAGCAGGCACGCAAGACGAAAACGCGUGGUGGUGGUGGCGGUGGAAGUGGCCUAACCAACGCAGGUGGUGCCUCAGGCGGAAGUUCACUGCCGCAGCGGAAUAAGGAUCGUUACACGUGCAAAUUCUGUGGCAAAGUUUUUCCGCGAUCCGCCAAUUUGACGCGUCACCUGCGAACUCACACGGGCGAACAACCCUACAAGUGCAAGUAUUGCGAACGUUCCUUUAGCAUAUCGUCGAAUUUGCAGCGCCAUGUGCGCAACAUUCACAACAAAGAGCGACCCUUCAAAUGCGAGAUCUGUGAGCGCUGCUUUGGCCAGCAAACGAAUCUCGAUAGGCAUCUGAAGAAACAUGAAUCGGAUGCCGUGUCGUUGAGUGCUCUGAGUGGUGUGAGCGAUCGCAUGCAUUGCAUACGUCGUUUCUGUGAGAAUCCUACGGAAGAGUCCUAUUUCGAGGAGAUACGCUCGUUUAUGGGCAAGGUCACCCAGCAACAGCAGCAGCAGCAGCAGCAGCAACAUCAACAGCAGCAGCAGCAACAGCACCAACAGAUUCAGUCAGUGGCCACGCCUCGCAGUUCGGCGCCUUCGAGCGCCUCUUGCUCAUCCUCCUCGCAUACGCCGACAUCCUCACUGACGCCCACGCAAUCCGAAUCACCAGACAAUCAUCAACUAGGACGACGCACAAUGCCUGCCGAUGAUAUCAGCGAACAUCCUGCCGCCAGAACAUCUUCUCUCGCCGACGAUGAGGAAGACUCAAAGCCCAUACUAGAGCUAAAGAAGACUCUGACUUCUAAACUAUUUCCCAUGCCACCAUCCACUACUGCGGCAACGUCCAACUUAACAAACUCCCUGCUCGAAGAGGAGCCCUAAUCAAUCCUACUACACAAACAAACAAACAAACACACACACACAACUCUUUUUCCUAUCUAAAAAACAUGUAUCCCUAAAACAACAACAAAAAUAUGUCUAACCACAUGUUUCGUCUUUAAUAUCGUCUAGAUGUAAAUACUUAAAUCAUAAAUGUUGUAUAUGUAAAUGUGAAUGUAUCUUGUACAAA